Messenger RNA from Helianthus annuus (common sunflower), 1305 nucleotides. Its product is annotated as putative nuclease HARBI1. The transcript is spliced from 2 exons. Bases 1 to 1305 code for a protein of 434 amino acids. The record is from RefSeq and is a predicted model, not a curated record. NCBI's taxonomy places the organism in Eukaryota, Viridiplantae, Streptophyta, Magnoliopsida, Asterales, Asteraceae.
AUGCCAUCUAAUUCUUGGUGGUCCUCGUCUUCGGAUGAAGAAGAGGAGAUGUUUUUCGCAAACGCUGUGCUACGGGCGGGGCAGAUUCUUAUUGAAGAGGAAGAGGAAGAGGAAGAGGAAGACGUCUCGUCUGAAAAAGUUAUUACUAGACGAAUACGGAUUAACAGAGACCGCCAAGGAGCAUACGAGAAAUUGGUGAACGAUUAUUUUUCGGAUGAACCACUUUACAAUGACGAGAUUUUCAGACGCAGGUUCCGAAUGAGUCGCCGGUUAUUCACACUGAUUGCUAAUGAUUUGGCGGGGCUAGACCCGUUUUUCACGCAACGACCUGAUGCUCGAAAUUAUGAAGGGUUCACCACGUUACAAAAGUGUAGUGCGGCCAUUCGCCAACUGGCGUACGGGACAGUGGCCGACGCUUUGGACGAGUACUUACAAAUGUCGGCAAGAACUACGCGGGAAUGCUUGUAUCGGUUUUGCCAUAAUGUGGUGAAACUGUAUAGCAAAAAAUAUUUGCGUAAACCAAACUCGUAUGAUGUUCAGCAGUUGUACCAAGCUCAUGAAGCACGGCACGGGUUUCCGGGAAUGCUUGGUAGUAUUGAUUGUAUGCAUUGGGCAUGGCAUAACUGCCCGACUGCGUGGCGCGGCCAAUAUACGCGUGGUGAUCACGGCCAUCCAACCUUGAUACUUGAAGCCGUGGCAUCACAAGAUUUGUGGAUAUGGCAUUCUUUCUUUGGUCUCCCUGGUUCACUCAACGACCUCAACGUGUUAUACCAAUCGGCGAUCUUUACCGAUGCCGUUAAUGGAACCGGUCCGGACACCCGUUUUACAGUUUCUGGGGUUGAGUAUAGACGUGGGUAUUAUCUUGCUGAAGGGAUAUAUCCGUCUUGGUCUACAAUUGUAAAGACUAUUUCAUAUCCCGAGGACGAAAAAAGGAAAAAAUUCGUCAAGCGUCAAGAAGCUGCAAGAAAAGACAUCGAACGUGCUUUUGGUGUCUUACAAAAAAAAUGGGCUGUCCUUGAACAACCGGCACGUGCGUUCACACCGAAGAGGUUGCGCCUUUGUAUGUACGCUUGCAUUUUGCUCCAUAACAUGAUUAUUGAAGACGAAGGUCGGGCGAUUUGUGAGUAUGAUGAGAAUGCAUCUUACGGGAACACUGUCCCGGUUGAUCCGCCACAACAGGAUUUAAACUCGUUCUCGCUAACCAACGACUUCACCCAUGCAAACCUUCAACAGGAUUUGGUAGAACAUAUUUGGAACAACGUUAACGUCGCGGACGGUGACGGUGACGAAGACGAAUACGAGUAG